AACCGUCAUAACCUCAAGAUUGAUAGGGACGCGCACACUUCGGCAAGCACAAAAUGUCUGGAAUACUUUUCGAAGACAUAUUCAAUGUGAAAGACAUGGAUCCGGAAGGUAAAAAGUUCGACCGAGUUAGUCGGCUUCACUGUGAAUCAGAGUCGUUCAAAAUGGACCUUAUACUGGACAUAAACUCUUGGCUGUAUCCUUUAGAAUUGGGCGACAAAUUUCGUCUAGUUUUAGCGACUACACUGCACGAAGACGGCACGGCAGGCAACAUGGAGUACAACGCAGCAGAAAUAGAAGGAUCGCGCGCUGACAGCUUCGAAUACGUAAUGUUCGGAAAAGUGUACAGGAUCGAGGGGGAUGACUCUCAGACAGAAUCCUCCAAUAGGUUGUCUGCCUACGUUUCAUUUGGUGGCCUAUUGAUGCGGUUACAAGGCGAUGCAAACAAUCUGCACGGUUUUGAGAUCGACCAACACAUGUACCUGCUAAUGAAGAAGUUGGCGUUUUAGGGAAAAUUCUUCCUUAUGU
Molecule: messenger RNA, 525 nt
Organism: Anopheles maculipalpis
Lineage: Eukaryota; Metazoa; Arthropoda; Insecta; Diptera; Culicidae
Gene: Rpb8
Product: DNA-directed RNA polymerases I, II, and III subunit RPABC3
Exons: 2
Coding region: 54-506 (150 amino acids)
Biological process (GO): DNA-templated transcription
Cellular component (GO): RNA polymerase I complex; RNA polymerase II, core complex; RNA polymerase III complex
Molecular function (GO): DNA-directed RNA polymerase activity
Source: RefSeq, a predicted model, not a curated record